Symsagittifera roscoffensis is the source of this 1589-nucleotide messenger RNA. RefSeq names its product diaminopimelate decarboxylase-like. The record is from RefSeq and is a predicted model, not a curated record. The transcript has 4 exons. The coding region runs from base 133 to 1455 and encodes 440 amino acids. Gene Ontology annotation, molecular function: diaminopimelate decarboxylase activity. Gene Ontology annotation, biological process: polyamine biosynthetic process. NCBI's taxonomy places the organism in Eukaryota, Metazoa, Xenacoelomorpha, Acoela, Convolutidae.
CAUUCGACUGAUACUGAAUUGUUAUCUGAUUUCUGAACAGAAAUCAAUUUCGUUGACUUCUACUGACCAAAUCGUUCUUUAUUUGUGACCAGGCAACUUAGCGGAAUUAUUUUGAUUAAAGAGUAAACUAAAAUGGAAAGUCUGGACAAGAGCCGUUGCAGUGUUUUGGCGCAAGCUAUCGAAGAAAAUAUCGUCUCUGACAAUGAACCAAAUGUCUUGUUUUUCGACCUUGAUUAUUUCGAGAAAGUUCUCACAAAGUUUCAGGAGGCGUUUGCCUCAGAAAACGUACAGUUUCUGCACUGUUUUGCUGUAAAAGCGGCGCCUUUUCCAAAAUUAAUGCAACGUCUUCCAAGUUUGAAUUUCGGCGCGGAGGCGGCUUCGCUUACUGAAGUUGAAAUUGCUUUACGAAAUGGUGUCGAAGCUUCAAAUAUCAUAUGGGACAGUCCUUGUAAAACCGUUGACGAAAUUAGGUUCGGAAUUGAACGGAAAGUCAACAUGAAUGCGGACAAUGGUCAAGAAUUGGUUCGAAUGGAUGAGAUAAUUAAUGCACUUAACUUGCCAGAAGACCAAAUCCCGAAGUAUCUAGGAAUCAGGUUGAAUCCAUGCGUUGGCUUCGGUGAAAGAACCGAAACAAGUACUUCGGAUUUGUAUUCCAAAUUUGGGCUUCCAAUGACAGUCUACAAAGAAGAGAUUAUCAAAUUUUUUGAGAUUUAUAAAUGGCUGAAUACACUGCAUUUUCACAUUGGGUCGCAAGCAUUUGGGAUUUCGGCUUUGGUCGAGGCGGUGAAAAAGGUGGUUGAUCUGGCUGAAGAGAUAAAUUCGAAGUUCGAUGAGCAGAAGAUCAAGGCUCUGGACAUUGGCGGUGGUUUGCCGACGUUGUAUGAUUCGGAUGACUACGAGAAACAUCUGGCUACGUUUCCAGACUUCGUGAACCAAAUUAAACAGAACGUACCUGAAUUGCUAUCUGGCAAGUACGUCAUCAUGUCUGAAAACGGCCGCACAUUUACAACCAAGUCUGGCUUCGCUGUGGGCCGAAUAGAGUAUACCAAGACUGUGAACGACCUGACCAUCGUGAUUCAGCAUAUAGGAGCGGAUCUGCUUCUGAGGACCUGUUACCUGCCUGAAGCGUGGCCCUUGCGAAUGUUUGUAUGUAACCCGGAUGGUUCUUUCAAAGAGUCAAGCGGGGAUGAUAAAGAGGUGGUUUGUGACGUGGCAGGGCCACUUUGUUUUGGUGGAGAUAAAAUUGCGAGAAGCAGAAAGUUGGUGAACCCUCAGCCAGGGGACUGGCUGAUCGUGUGUGAUACCGGAGGUUACACCGUUGGCAUGUGGAGUCGCCAUUGUUCUCGACCAGUGCCUGCGGUGUACGAGUUCAGAAGACCUACUGCGGACAAGGCACAAUUCGCACUGAUGAAAAAGAAAGAGACUAUAGAAGAAGUUAUCUCUUUCUACGAGUGACCGAAAACUGGACUGAACCCAGAGGCUAGCGCUAAUGAUUGCAUCUUUACCAUUAUAAUAUCGGCGAACUUGGGUUUUUUCGGUCAAAAACUUAAGCUUUUUUAGUUAAUUAACUUUUUGUUUUUAAAGUAGAA